Molecule: messenger RNA, 9589 nt
Organism: Sycon ciliatum
Lineage: Eukaryota; Metazoa; Porifera; Calcarea; Leucosolenida; Sycettidae
Product: E3 ubiquitin-protein ligase TRIP12-like
Exons: 65
Coding region: 287-8056 (2589 amino acids)
Biological process (GO): proteasome-mediated ubiquitin-dependent protein catabolic process; protein polyubiquitination
Cellular component (GO): nuclear speck
Molecular function (GO): zinc ion binding; ubiquitin protein ligase activity
Source: RefSeq, a predicted model, not a curated record
CUACGAGUCGAGCUGAGGAGUGAUUGUUGCAAAUGUGUUCUUAUUCAACAUCAUUUGUGGCAUGUAUGUAGAUAGAGCAAGACGGGAAAACUCUCAUUGAAUCUUGACUGCAAGUAAUAGCAUUUCAUUGAUUGUAACUGCUUCGUCGUACUGCUAUUCAGCAGUUAUCGAGGAUUUGUUUGAGCGCUCUCCCACAGUGCCGAGGCGUCUCAAGUCCUACUCGCUGAAAGAGGUUCCAUUUCCAGCCUGAGAAGGCCCAGUUUUUAGAUAUUGUUUGGUAUGACGCAUGGCCGACCGAGGAUCCGCUAGUGAAAACCGGCGAUAUUCCUCGUCCAAUCGUCGAGGAGAGAGUGGGUCGAAGAGCCGUUCUUCCUCAAGUGAUUUACCAGAACCUCCAGCUAAAAGGUCAAGAACAAGGGCACCAGCCAGUCAAGCCACUGCUUCCUCCAGUGUUGGAAAACGGAAAAGUGCAGGCUCGGUAGCAGCUUCUUCAGUGGCAGGCGCAUUUUCCAGUCUUGCUGCAUCGCAUCCAGCGGCGGCUGCCUCAUCCUCCGGCGUGUCUCUGUCUGCAAGUGCAUCCCUCGGUAGCAAAGCAACAAAGUCUUUGGAGCCUCAGUCUCCGUACGGUUCUGUGUAUGGUUCACCGGGCAGCGCUGGCAGCAGUAGUGCACCAAGACGCUCGGCUCGCCUUGCAGAACGUGCCUCCUCAAAUUCUUCAUCACCGUCAUUCUCGUCGUCGGCUAGUGCCAGCGUUGUGUCUAGUCGCCGUACGUCGGGCGCAGGUGUCCCCGCAAGUGAAGUCAACCCUCUAGGUGCGGUUAGCACUGCCGCCGCUGACCAAGCACUGCCGGUUUAUUACACACCUGCGGCAAGUUCCCUGGUCUCUGCUGCAGCUACGACUGGAGGGCAAACUGCAGAAAGCCAGCUUCGUCGGUCCGGUCGAUCCCGCUCCGGGGCAAUAGCUAAUCAACAGCCACAUCAUCAUCAGCAGCAUCAGCAGCCACAGCAUCAGCAGCCGCAGCAUCAGCAGCCACAGCAUCAGCAGUCUCCUGCUCUUCUGUUUUCUUCUAUACCGUACUCAUUAGUUCCACAGGUACAAGGUGCGCUGCCACCACCACAUCAAGUUGCACAGGGCCAACAUAUUCCUCUGCAUUCUUUGCAUGCUGUGCAUCAACAGCAACAGUUGCAGCAGCAUCUUGUUGCUCGUAGUCAUCAGCAGCAACACCAGCAGCACCAGCAACAGCAGCAACAUCAACACCAGCAGCAGCAACAACAACAGCAGCAACAUCAGCAGCAGCAACAACAGCAGCAGCAACAACAACACCAACCACAACACCAGUUGUCGUAUGCAGCAUACCCUUUCUCUGCACCACAGGCGGCGUACUCUAUUUGCACACGUAGCCAGGCAAGGAACAGCGAAGUGCCACUGUUCCAAAACUUUGUACCCCAGUCCCUUUCUCAAGCACCUAUCACUACGAGGAGUCGAACCCGUGGAAGAGGGCAGGCGUAUCCUCAGCAUUCUCUGCAACAGCAACUACCAGCUGAUGCUGGCUGGUUUGCAUCCGUGGGUAGCCUUCCUCCAAGCACUGCUUCGUCCACUCCAGGUUGGGCGUUUCCUGCAAGUAGCACUAGUCUAGGUGCAGUGCAGCAGCAGCAGCAACAGCAGCAGCAGCAACAGCAACAACAGCAGCAGCAACAACAGCAGCAGCAGCAGCACCUGCCGGAUUCUAGCAGUUUGAGUCAACUGCAGCAGUUGCAUCCAGGGUACAUUUUAGCGCCUCAGCAUAGCGGGCCAGCAGGUUUACAGCAGCCUGGUGUUGCACCCACUACCUACUUUGCUGCUGCCGCAGCUUCACCUGCUCCUGCAGCUGGUGCUCAAGGUACAUUUGUUCAAGCCACUGCUACUCCGCAGUUGUUGAGCUAUCACCAGUACGAGGCGCUUCGUCAGAGUGAGGGUCGUGCGUCUGCUGUGACUUCUUGGCCUCCUGGCUCAGUAGCGACAGGCACGCUGGGGAAUUCUGCACCUUCGUCUGUUCCGUCGACGACGGACGGAUCCGCUGAGCCGUCACCCUCUGCGGCACAGGCUCGUGGUGAUGAGGCGCGUUCCUCAAGGGGUCCUGUGCGACGCAGCCUUCGUAGAGCUGGAGCUUGCGUAGGUGCUCAGACCGAAUCAUCUUCGGGCGCACGUGGUGACGUUCAGUCAGCGGCGUCCACGGCAUCGUCGAGGCCUAGAACCAGUGAACCCAGUCUUUCUGCUGCAGCAUCAUCUGGCUUUGGUUCUCGGUCGUCCAGUUCCUCACGUAGUCGAGCUGCUAGUGCAAUGGAUUUUCGGACACCAUCCCGUCGUUACGGUUCUUCCUCUUCAGGCCCGGCGCCGCCAACGUCAGACCCUGCUGCGCGUGAGUCUUCAGAACCAUCAGCCAGUGCGAGUGGAUCAUCUGCCCCAGCCAGCAGCACACUGAGUGGUUCGGCCGCUGCAACAGCUACGUCUGCAACUUUAGGAUCAGGUCAAUCUGCUUCUGAAAUUGUAGACAUUGCUGUAGCUGCGUUUUCGGGGAACCAUCCACCGUCAGAGACGCAGGCUCAUCUUCACCGAUUGCAAUCUCUUCUAGAGGCUAAGGGUGUGCCUUCGCAUGUAAUGUCUCGCAUGCAGCAACUCAUCCAGAACUCCUCCAGUGCCGGCGGCAAGGGUCAUCAGAUCGUUGAACAGCUGCAGAAGUUUGGAGAUGAAGGCACACAGUUAUCAGCUCUCAACGAACUGGGUCAGCUUCUUAUGAUGGGCAAUGAGGAUACACUGGUUGGAUUUCCCAUCAAAGCUAUUAUUCCCAUUCUGAUAAAGCUCCUGGACUUUGAGCACAACUUUGAAAUCAUGCUGAAUGCGUGCCGAGCAUUGUACAACAUGAUGGAUGCUUUGCCACGAUCGACCGCAGAUGUAGCAGCUGCUAUACCUCAGCUAGUAUGCAAGCUCAAGUCCAUACAGUUUAUGGACGUUGCUGAGCAGGCGCUCCUGGCUUUGGAGCUUCUUUCUAAGUCGUUUGGAAGCAAAAUCCUUAAAGAAGGUGGACUGACAGCCUGUCUGACCUAUUUGGACUUCUUUCAGAUCCAACCACAGCGGUUGGCUUUGUCCAUUGCUGCUAACUGUUGCAAUGCGCUCAAAGUUGAAGAUGUCGAGCUGAUCACCGAAGCAGUCCGAAUUCUCACGGAACGCCUUAACUGCAAUGACAAGAAGUCACUGGAGCAUGUGUGCCUAUGCUUUGCACGUUUGACAGAGACCUAUUCACAGGACCCGAAACUACUAGGGACGAUUGCUGAGUAUGGUUUGCUCCUCAACCUCCAGCGGCUGCUGAUUGAGAGCCCCAUGAUAAUCAAUAGCAGCACGUUUAUCAACGUCAUUCAGAUGAUGGUUCUGUUGUGUGGCCAAUGUCCCACGCUCGCUGUGCAGCUGAUUGAGAAUGGAAUUAAUGCCACGCUACGUUAUCUUUUGAUUGGAAGUGAAAAGGAGAAGCUCCCACAGAUUGAGAUAUCAUUGCGUAAUCCUAAGGAACUGCAUGCCGUACUCAGUCUUGUUGUGGAGCUAUUGCCACCACUUCCAAAAGCAGGUGUGUUUGGUUACUUGUGUCGCCAGACCGAGUCUCCUAAAGCUGCAAGCUGGUCAUGGUGCGACGACUCUGGCGUUUAUCAUCCCUACAGCUCUGUAGACAGCAUGACAAUCGAGGCUGCAUACUCUGCCAGUGCUGAUGAAGUGGUGCUCACCAUCGCAGGUCAUUCCUACUUCAUCGAUUUCACCAGCAUGACACAGGUCAACGAGAUAACGAGUAAGACCCGCAACGUGCAGCGUACAACACCAAGCAAGAAAACCACUGUCGUCCCUGUUCCUCCGUGUUCAGAACUGAUUGACACAAAGAGUGUGGAUGUUCAGAAAGAUGAGCGUGCUGUUUUGUUUACUGGUGAACCGGGGCACAUGGCGAAUUUCUGCAAGUCCAUUCUACCGGUACUAUUUGAGGUUCACCGAGCUACUGCUGGACCAGCCAUUCGCGAGAAGUGCCUGUUUGCCUUGCUGCGCCUGCUGUUUGCUGCCCCUGUCAACCUGCUGGAAGAAGUACUCUGUGAGGUGCCUAUGUCAUCACUGGUUGCUCAACUACUUGCCUCACCCAACGUCCAGCUGAAUAUGCUUGGUAUAGUCAUGUCCACCAUUCUCAUUGACAAGCUUCCAGCCAUCUUUGAGGUCCACUUUCGCCGUGAAGGUGUAAUGCAUGCUAUCGACAGUCUGGCUAAUCCCAAUACACCUCCAUGUGUGGAAGUUAGCACUGCUUCUGCAAGCGCUACAACUUCGGCAAUGAUGACCGAUACUCUUUGCUCUGCUUCAUCGUUAGCAACUCCCAAGAGCCGCCAUAUGGAGGCAGGUGGUAGUUCUAGCAGUGCGCUAAGAGGUUCCCCGUUUGGUUCUCAAGCAGUUGGGUCCGACCGUGAUGGGCAUUUUGCUCCUGGUACGCGUGGCUCAAGCAGAUCGCGACAGACUUCCUCUGCCAGUGGCGCCGAACCAGGCGUCAUCAUAUGUGACACACCUCCGUCGCAGGGCCGUGCUCGCAAUAUGAACUUCGCUAGCGCGACCAGUGCCAGUGCAAGCACAAACAUCACGCCCGUCAGCCAGCCAUCACCGCCCGCGACGCGACGCAGGCGGGCAGCAGUUUCCCAGUCAUCCGCACAGGCUUCAUCCUCGUCGUUCGUAUCACCAGUGGAUAAUUCCAGCACACCGUCUCCUGCAAUUCGACGUCUGAGCGAUGUGAUGAAAGGCCGGCGUGGCAGUCGUCACAGGCAGCAGGCCCAGCAACAGCAGGCACAACUGCAGGCACAACAGCAGGAUGAGGAGAUAUACCGGCAGCAUCGGCAGCUGUUAAGCUCUGGCUCCACUCGCGACCAAACUUCGGUUGGCGAGGCAAUGCACCGGGAUUCAAGUGCCUUUGCCGCCGGAGAUAUGCCCCCACCCAGUACCUCUCUGCCAGUAUCAGCAAGUCUAAGUCAGCCUGCACCAAUGUACCAGAGAUCACAGUCACUUUCCGCCGUGGACAGGCAGAUGUCCAGCUCACCAGAAAAGUCUGAAGCUGCAUGUCGACAAUGGGUGCUAGCACAUGCUCGUCGUUUCUUUGCUGAGCACUUUGCGAAGACAAACGGCAGUGCUCACCCAGCUUUGGCAACCCUUCACAGAUUGACAGCAGCUGCUGCCAAGAUUGACUUAUCGAACGAAGAAGCAUGUAUACCAGCACUGUUGGAAAUCUCUUCUAUUUUGGAAGAGGAGCAGACUAACGUAUCAGCCUUCGAAACCAUGCAGAGCGGUCUUGUGAAUGUGCUUUUCAAGUUCUUGACCAGCACUGAGCCGUGGUGUGUAGAUCUGGCAGUGCGAUGGAAGCAGUUCCUACACGUGUUCCUCUGCUGCCCAGCGCCAGCAGCGAUCUGUAUAGCGUCUCCUCAUCAGAAGAUCUCAGGCGAAUCUCGAGCACCCAUCAGCUCGCUCUUGGAUCGCUUGCACUGCUGUGUUGGACAGCUUGAGCAGUUUCCAGUACAAGUUCAUGAUUUAGCAUCAUCAGGUGGUACAGCAGCCGCAAGUGCGCAGGAGCGUAAUCUAUACCACCUCGUCCAUUCGCACCAUCUGAAGUGUCACUUGGUGCGUCAUCCGGAUUGCAGGAACCUGACGCAGUGGAAAGGUGGUGCAGUGAAGAUAGAUCCGCUUGCAUCCAUCAUGGCCGUCGAGCGAUACUUGGUUGCCAAAGGCUAUGGAAGACGAAGAGAACAGUCUGGCUUUGACAACGCCGCACUCGACAGCGAAGAUGAUAGUGAAGCAGAAAUCGAGGAGCCAUUCAGCAUGGAGCCUCCGUCUUCUGAACGGCACUACUUGGAGUUUUUGAUCGGUGAUCAAGUCUUGCAAUACAAUAUGACCAUCUACAAUGCCCUCAAGAUGUACCGGCCGGCCUAUUCAGAAGAGGAUGAAGACAACUCGUCAUUCUGGGAAGCUACUCAUGUUAUCCACUAUCGUCCUGUUGCGUCUUCAUCAGACAAGUCAGCGAGCUCCGGACCGAGCACCAGCAGCGUUGACUCAAACGACCCAUUAACGGGCCUGCUGAACCGUAUGCGCGGCGUUGAUAAUGCGAAUAGCACUGGUGCUGCCAGUACCAGUGCUGCUAGCAGCAGUGCUAGCAGCAGUAGCAGGGGUGCUGCUAGGUCACAAGUCACGCCAGCAUCACGUGCAGCGGCUUCAUUUUCUCGCCAGACGGGCAGUGGCCGGUCGUCGUCUUCACGAGCUCUCCGCGGAAGGACAAGUGGAUCAGGCGUGGCUGCAUCGUCAUCCACGUCAACAACAGUGGCAACUGGCGCGUCACCACAACUGCCAGCUGCAAGUCUGAGGAAAGACACACCCAUGGAGAUCGCAACAGAGGACAGAGCACCUGAAGUGUGCCGUGUCUCGGACUCGCCUCUAUGGACCCUGUGUGCUGAACCCCUUGCUAAGCUUGGCAAGCUGAAUGACCCAUCACAGCCCAUUCUGCAACUCCUGUUUGUAGUUCACUCACUGAGCCGAUACUGGCAUACUUUGUACAAGGGAGCGGCCUCCUGUGAGCCCAUCAUUCCUGCAUGUGAGUUAGUGAAUGGCAAACUGGCUGCAAAGGCUUACAGACAACUUCAAGAUCCGUUUGCUGUAAUGACGGGCCACUUUCCAAACUGGUUGACUGACGUUGCUGUUACCUGCCCGUUCCUGCUGCCAUUUGACUAUCGUCAUCAGCUGUUUUACUACUCGUCGUUUGACCGGGACCGUGCCCUAGCUCGUCUGCAGGAAAGUAUGCCCGGCUUGGCGCGGUCUGACACUGGUCUAGAAAGGGACAGGGUUGCACCACGACUGGAGAAGAAAAAGUACUCAGUGGACAGGUCUGCACUUCUCACACAUGUUGAACGGCUCCUGGAGAAACCGCACACACGAGCCAUUAUGGAAGUCAACUUUGAGUCAGAGGUUGGCACCGGUCUUGGCCCAACUCUGGAGUUCUACUCACUGGUGUCUCGCGAGUUUCAGGCUUCAUCUCUCAGGCUGUGGCGCGGUGACUACAUACCGUCCGAUCAGGAUGACACGUCUGAGCAGUAUGUUCACAACUCAUGUGGACUGUUCCCUGUUGCCGGAUCUUUGGUGAACAAAGCCAAGUUCAACUUGCUGGGUCGCUUCUUAGCCAAGGCCAUCUAUGACUCCAGAAUGGUUGAUCUGCCAUUCAGCAGUGCUUUCUGCAAGUGGAUCCUGGCUCAGGAGCAGUUCCUUUGUAUCCAUGAUGUACAGAAAGUCGAUCAAACAUUCGGACAGUCGGUCGCUCAACUUCUCCAAGUUAUUGUGGAGAAGGAUCGCAUCAACGCAUGUGAUAUGCCUGAGAAGAAGAAGAGAGCUGCUCUAAAGCAGCUUGCUGCCAAAGUGCAGGAGCUCUACCUCGACUUUGGUGUCCCCGCAUGCGAUCAUGAGCUCGUCGAAUUUGGCAAUAGCCAGCCAGUCACCUUGGAAAACUUGGAACAGUAUCUUCAGUUGUUGUCACAGUUCUUGUUGCAGACCGGCGUGAAGGCUCAGAUGACCGAGUUCCGGAAUGGCUUCAACGAGAUCUUCCCUCUGCGCAAUCUUCGGAUGUUCUACGAAGAAGAGCUGCCUCUGCUCUUCUGUGGAUCCAAGCAUACUGUCUGGGAAUUGAAAGACUUACAGGAUAACUGCAAACCAGACCAUGGCUUCAAUAUGGAUAGCUCUGCUAUCAAGUACUUGUUUGAGAUCAUGACAAGUUACGGCCCAGAGCAACAACGCCAGUUCCUCAUGUUCAUCACAGGCAGUCCUCGCCUGCCCAUUGGAGGUUUCGGAGCUCUUCACCCAGCCCUUACAAUUGUGCAGAAGAGAACUGAGGCGCGAGCACCUGACGAAUACCUGCCAUCAGUGAUGACUUGUGUCAACUAUUUGAAGCUGCCUGACUAUUCAAGUCUUGAAGUCAUGAAAGCCCGCCUCAGUACGGCAAUGCAGGAAGGCCAGAAUGCGUUCUUCCUCUCCUAAGUUACAUAAUACCUGCCAUGCAGUUCUAGUGAUAACCACAGCAUGUCUAACAUCAACUUGAAAAGUCUGUCGUGGAAGCAACCCACCCCGUGUAGAUACAUGCAUUCCUCUCCUGCUGGCUGUACAUACUUUGCCCAAGGCCCCUCCUCUUCCUUACCUUCUUUGGCCAUUUCUCUCAGUCGCUGUUUACAUUUCUUGCGGCGAAUGCAGCCAUGUGCCCGCCAGGCCAUCACAUCUGACUCGACUGUUGUAUUCGACCCCCUCCCUCAUGUUUGUCUUCGUCUGGUGUGUAUCCAGUCCUGUGUGUGCAUGCAUGCACAUGUGUGUGUGUGUGUCUACGGUAUGGUUUCUCUUAUUCGUUAGUGUGUAAAUAGUCGUGCUUCCUGUACAUGACGCAGCAGCUGCAGUUGCAGCAGGAUUUGCUUGUUGUUGUUGUACUGCUGCUGCUGCUGCUGCUGCUGCUGCUGCUGCUGCUGCUGCUGCUGUUGUUGUUGUUGUUGGUGGUGGUGGUGGUGGUGUUGUUGUUGUUGUUGUUGUUGUUGUUGUUGUUGUUGUUGUUGUUGUUGUUGUUGUUGUUGUUGCUGCUGCUGCUGAUGCUGCUGUCGUCGUCAUCGUGAUUCUCGCUAUUGUCUUUGUCGUUGCUGCCGCUCUAUCGUGUCAGUCUCACGACUCGUUGCUUGUAACGUUAUCGUCUUGUCUCCUGUGUCCUUCCCGCCUGUACAUUCCUUUCGUUCAGUCCCCCACCUUCUGAAUUGAUAUUACCAGCCCUGUUGCGUCUUGUUCUCUGUACUACUACAUGUACUGCUACUGCUACUGCUAGUUGUGAUAGUGUAUGUGUAUACAUGUAUGUAGUAUGUAGUAUUACAUUGUACUCAACCUCUGCUGUAUGUAUGUGUAGGAGGUGUAUGUGUGUGUAUAUUAAUUUUUGUUCUAUCUAUUCUUUAUCUGUACGCUGUAUGUACGCGUGUGUUCUUACUCAGCAUUAGCCAAUCCGCUGCGUUACUCUCACAUCCAACAUCCAUACCAUUUGUUUGUUGCAUUAUCUGCUACUAUAACGUAAAGAAGACUUAUACAGUCAAGCAGCACCCAUCGUUCUAGCUGUCAUUUCUUUCUUCUCCCUCCAGUUUUGCCUGUACAUGUACCGGUACGUGCAUUUCUUUUGUUCUUCACAACUGCUGGUAAUAACAACGGCAUUGUGUUGUAAGCCCGGGCCGUGGGGAUAUGCAUGCAUGCGGCCAUCGUGUCAGCUAUUUCUUUCGGUCUUUUUUUGUUUCUCUUUUCUAAUUUUGUUUUUAUCGUACCAGCAGCACGUCUGAACUGGCUAAACCUGACCUGGCUUACAUGUUCCUGCACACACGCACACGCACAUUUCAUGUUUAUAAUGUGCCUUGGUUUUUUCCUGCUCUAACGUUACUCUUCGGGACAUGCAGUACACUUUUAUGUACAAGUACCUGUAGCUCAGUUCGCUGUCUCUCUACAAUGGUGGUUUAUCAGUUACAAAAUGUGGCGUUAAACAGCUGUAAUGUAAUGUUC